Molecule: messenger RNA, 2630 nt
Organism: Seriola dumerili (greater amberjack)
Lineage: Eukaryota; Metazoa; Chordata; Actinopteri; Carangiformes; Carangidae
Gene: cog3
Product: component of oligomeric golgi complex 3
Exons: 23
Coding region: 1-2478 (825 amino acids)
Biological process (GO): intracellular protein transport; Golgi organization; intra-Golgi vesicle-mediated transport
Cellular component (GO): cis-Golgi network; membrane; COG complex
Source: RefSeq, a predicted model, not a curated record
AUGGCGUCCACAGAUCAGUCCCUCCUGGACUUAACGGAUAAAGACACCCGGGAGAAACUGUCGUUAUGGGAUCGCCGUACCGAUGCCAUGGCUCCCCUCACGGAGAAGCAAAUGGACUCUGUCCUGGAGAUCCGAGCCGCAGCCGAAACGCCCUCUGUCCCCUCAGAGCUUCCCAUUGAGGACUUGUGCAGCCUUUCGUCCCGGUCCUUGCAGUCCCCGUUUACAGCGACGGUGCCCGCCUCAACAGAGGACGUCCUGCUCAAGGGUUUCCAGAUGCUUGAUAUGGAGAAUGAUAGGAUAGAAACUGCACAGCAGUUUUUUUCCUGGUUUGCCAAGUUACAAUCAAACAUGGACCAGGAUGAGAGCUCAAAAUACAGGAAAACCAGAGAUGAUCUAAACUGUUACCAAGAACAAUGCGAUGCUAUUCUUAAAGAUGUCAGUGCAGCUCUGGAGCACUUGGAGUCCCUUCAGAAACAGUACCUAUUUGUGUCCAAUAAGACUGGAACUCUGCAUGAGGCCUGUGAACAACUCCUAAAAGAACAGUCAGAGCUUGUUGACCUGGCUGAGAGCAUACAGCAGAAACUGUCAUAUUUUAAUGAGUUAGAAAACAUCAACACGAAACUGAACUCGCCAACCUUGUCUGUAAAUAGUGAAGGAUUUAUACCAAUGCUGUCAAAAUUGGAUGACUGCAUUGAAUAUGUUUCUUCACAUCCAAAUUUCAAGGACUAUCCGGUUUAUUUGGCCAAGUUUAAACAAUGUCUUUCUAAAGCUAUGCACUUCAUGAAGAUCCACAUUGUAAACACUAUGCAGAAUCUUACAAGCCAGUUAACAAAAAGGGAUCCAAUGGGCUUGACCAACGCGGACAAUGCCUUUACACUUUACUAUGUAAAGUUUAGAGCAGCUGCACCUAAAGUUAGAUCACUGAUUGAACAGAUAGAACAACGAGCAGAGAAGAUACCUGAAUACCAUCAGCUCCUAGAUGAAGUCCACCAGUGUUACCUUGAGCAGAGAGAGCAGCUCCUCAGUCCCAGCAUCGCAUCCACCAUUACUGACCUCACCAACCAGAACAGCAAAGACCACUGUGCUCUGGUUCGCAGUGGCUGUGCCUUUAUGGUUCACGUUUGCCAGGAUGAACACCAGCUGUACAAUGAGUUCUUCUCUAAACCUACACCCAAACUAGACGAGCUGCUAGAGAAGUUAUGUUUGUCCCUGUAUGAUGUCCUCCGGCCUUUAAUCAUCCACAUCAUCCACCUGGAAACUCUGUCUGAGCUCUGCAGCAUUCUCAAGAAUGAGAUGCUUGAAGACCAUGUUCAUAACAAUGCUGCUCAGCUGGGGGCUUUUGAUGCAGUUGUGAAGCAGAUGCUGGAGGAUGUCCAGGAGAGGCUGGUCUACAGGACCCACAUUUACAUACAGACUGAUAUCACAGGCUACAACCCAGCUCCAGGGGAUCUGGCCUAUCCUGAGAAAUUGGAGAUGAUGGAGAGAAUUGCUCAGAGCUUGAAGGAAGAGCAGAUGAAGCAGAUGUCACAAGAGUCAAUGUUUUCUGAUGUACAGCUUGAGGAUCCUGAUGGUAGAAGAAACAGUAAUGCUGGGAAUGUUGAAGCUUCACGCCUACAGACAUCUAUCUCUCCCGCUGAUCUGCACGGCAUGUGGUACCCUACUGUCAGACGAACACUGGUUUGCCUGUCCAAGCUCUACAGAUGUAUAGAUAGAGCAGUCUUCCAGGGUUUAUCUCAAGAAGCCUUAUCUGCCUGCAUCCAGUCCCUUCUUAAAGCGUCUGAUAUCAUCCUUAAAAACAAGACACAAAUAGAUGGGCAACUUUUCCUGAUCAAGCACCUGCUGAUAAUGCGUGAACAGAUUGCCCCAUUUCACACCGACUUUGCCAUCAAGGAAAUCUCACUGGACCUGAAGAAAACGCGAGAUGCUGCCUUCAAAAUCCUGAACCCUAAGGCUGUUCCCAAAUUCUUCCGACUCAACAGUCACAACGCCAUACUUGAAUUCCUGUUGGAGGGAACACCAGAGAUAAAGGAGCACUACAUUGACUCUAAGAAGGAUGUGGACCGGCACCUGAAGUUCAGCUGUGAGCAGUUCAUCCAGCAGCAGACUCAGAUCUUUGUGGGGAACCUUGAGGAGUUUCUCACUAAGGUUGCAGCUCUUAAAACUAUGGCUAUUCAAGGUGGUCCUACCUACAGCCUGUCUCAGCAGCCUUGGGCACAGCCAGCAAAGAUCAACGAUAUAGUGAUGGCUACCUACCGUGUGAUGAAGAGCAAGCUGCCAAGCACUUUACAGAGCAUGUCCUUGUACCUAGCCAAUAGAGACACAGAGUUCAUCCUUUUCAAGCCUGUCCGGAAUAACAUCCAGCAGGUAUUCCAAAGACUGCUCGCCUUGCUUCAGGAGGAAUACAGUGGAGAGGACCUUCAAAUCAUUGCAUGUCCGUCUAUGGAGCAGAUUAAUCUACUGCUGUCUGUGAAUAAGUAAUGCCCAGGUUCGAUGUGGCGAUGCUGGCGAACACCCUCUGGAUAGCAAUGGGGAUGCUCCAACUCCAGCCACGAUCAGGGAACUGCACCUUAGCUGCAAGCUGGAACAGGAACGCUAGACUGACAGCAAAAAAAAAAAAAAAAAAAAAAUCC